Messenger RNA from Maylandia zebra (zebra mbuna), 17802 nucleotides. RefSeq names its product protocadherin-1. Gene Ontology annotation, molecular function: calcium ion binding. Gene Ontology annotation, cellular component: plasma membrane. Gene Ontology annotation, biological process: homophilic cell-cell adhesion. The record is from RefSeq and is a predicted model, not a curated record. NCBI's taxonomy places the organism in Eukaryota, Metazoa, Chordata, Actinopteri, Cichliformes, Cichlidae.
CUGAGCAUGUGCAGAGUGCUGAGUGGCACUGAUAAUGACUGAACAGUGUAGAACAGGUAUACCUGUAUCCAGAGCGCUCAGGUGAUAUAUGAUCUGUCUCUGCAGUUUUAAAGAACGGUUCAAAUCAAGUCUUUUCAGGAGAGACAUAUACACUGUAAAACGCAGUAUAUAGUGAAACAGGAACUUCAGUGUCACCACAUUCUCGAUGAUACCAGAUUAAAGCACGUUUAACAUUCUGCAACACAUUCGGCAUCCAAGAGUAAGAAAGCAUCGUUAUCCCAGAGCUCUAAAAACCCGGGGCACCUCGUAGAUAAUCCGCCAGAGCCGUUUACCACGAGUGGUCAGCAAUGACCAAAUCAUAAAGAUUGCAGCGGUGAGUCAGAGACUUGGAAUAUGUAACGAAACAUAGAGAUGCAUGGACCGCUGAAUUAAAAGUGCAAAAGUGAGGAGGCGGCGUGCAUAAAGCACACAUGAUGUGUGCUGAAAAGGUGUUCUUUGAAUGCCAACAUAACAUUUGUUCAAUAAAUCAGAAACACCCGAUGGAAAACAAGCAUCAGAUCCAAUCCAAGGCAAGGUCCCCAGCACAAACUCAGAAUGUUGUAUUUAGUCAUUCAAGAACUAAAUGCGUAAUUGUAGAGGCUUUAACCAGCUUUUUUUUUUUUUUUUUACAGUAGUAACUGUAAAAGCUUCCCCUCACACCUUUGGCCACACCCUUUUUUAUACCAAGAGUCAUUGGAGCCUUUAAAAAAUAAUCUGAGUUUAGAUUAGAAAAAAACCCCUCAAGAAUCCAGCAGGGUGGACUGGAAAGAAGUGAAAGCAGCUCACUGAUGUUAUAUAAGCAUGUCAGUCCGUGUUAUCUGGUGCUUAUAAAGCAGUGGUAGUUUAUUGUUAUUAUCUCCUCCUGCCGCAGUCUGACAUUCAUGUGGAAUAAAUAUGUUGCCGUGGAUUUAAAACCGCAUUCAGAUGAUGCCCGAUCUUUACUUCAUACCAGCCUGCUGUUCAUCCACCAUCCGCUCCCAUAAUCCCCUUCUGCUGCUGCUCCCAGAGGAUCACUGUGUGUGUGUGUGUGGAUCAGAGGUUGGCACAUCCUGUCAGUAGAAGGUCAAACGUUUGAUCCCUGAACCAGCCAGUCGUGCCACAGUGCCUCAGACCAGGAGUUUCGGGAUGAAAAUUGCGCAACAGAAAGAAGAAGCAAGCAUACAGAAACCAGCUGUGAGCGUGAUGAAAUCGGUGACUAAAUGCACAUAAAUCCAAAUUUUCCCGUCUGACAGCAACAUGAUGAUCAUGUGACAUAGCUCGAGUUACACGGCAUUUAUGACUCAUAGUGUAGUCACGUUGUUUUCAUUUUUAACCCCGAACACCUGAUAAGUUACAAGGCUGUGUACACAAGGUGUGGACACACCGAUGAUAAACCACAUUGCACAGCUCCUGCUGCCUGUGAGGAGAGGUGUAGAGGCAUCAUAGACCCGAAAACCAUUGAUCAUAACUGGAUUAUUUAAAGAGCUUCUUCUCAUAUUUGUUAAAUUGUUGUUUACUGUUCACACAGUUCCGUGAACAAAAGGCUUUCGAGCUUUAACUGCUUUUGUUAUAAAAGUCCUGCCCCCGUACUGCAUUUUGACGAACGUGUGCUUUUGGUCAGGAAAUGACUUUCUUUAAAAAAAAAAAAAAAGGAAGGAAGAAAGAAAGAAAGAAAGGAAUCACGCAAGGCAACAAGCGGGGGAUGCCUCCAAAUCAAUGCAGUUACUUAACUUGCAUAAAUAAGUUUAAGCUCCCGUCUUCUCCGGCUUUCAUUCGCAGCUCUGAGGGCAAAUGACUGGAGCCUUGUUUGGCACUAAAUUAAAUGUAAAUAUUGUACCCAGAUUCUUUUUAUUGAAUCAAGAAGCACUUCUGAGUCAAACUGCAGGACUUCCAAAGAUUUACAGCACCCAGCAAAUUCACGCUGAACAUAUCCAGGUGGUGUCGGGAGGCAGAAAGAACCUGGCAACCUCUGAUUGUUGCAUUUCAAAAGGGAGGAUGUGUGUCUGCGUGCGCAGUAAUCUGGAUCAAACAAUGGUAGUGAAUGGAGUCAUUAGAGUAAUCCCCAUUGUGUUGGAAGGCAGGGGGACCACACACACACACACACACACACACACACACACACACACACACACACACACACACACACACACACACACACACUGGACUGUCCAGAAAGCUCACGUCAACCAUGCACAUCCUACCCAUCUGAGAUCUGAAAACAUCAAAGGAGCUUUUGAUUUUCUGUGUUUGUGUGUGAUGUUUAAUUCAGGCCUGCUCUGGUAUGCGUGAACCUGAAGAGCUGGACAUUCAGGUUACUGCAUUUUGUGUAGGAAAUACGCCCAGGUACAGCGGUGCGCACCUGCACGGAAACUUUUGCGAACUGGUUUCCAGUUUGGCCGCUGGCCAUCAGCUCCAUGCUGCCAUUUUUGUGGUUUGUAAUUGGUCUGAUGGACUUCGUGUGUAAUUACACAACACAUUACCGCAAUUAAAAAUGAUACCAGGGAUAAUUGUGCCUUUUAUGUAACACAAAGGACUUUAUGUUUCUGUCACAGUCACACAGCUUCUCUUUAGAUGGAUCUCUUUAAGAAAACCAGUUCAGUAAUGACUUCACUGAAAUACUGUGCAGCAGCAGAGGGACACCAGCGUAUCGCACAGGGCUAGAAAUCAUUUAAGUUUAUACACACUUAUAGUUUUGCAUAUACAGUGUUAGAGGUGCCGCAGUUCAUUGAUAAGUGGCUCAAUCAGUUAGGCAGUAUCCCGUUUGUUUUUUGUAAUCGUUUAACUUCAGGCUACUGUGAUGACGUUUCAAAAAUUUGACUGAACAAAGGUAUUCAAGUCUGCUGUCACCUGGGGCUAUCUUCACGCUCGGCUGCGUCUGCCAGUAGUUUACAAAUAAUUUGUGUUAAAUUAUCAAGAUUAAAAUGUUCAGGAUUAUGAUUGUUGUGUUGAUCGACAGUCAAGUGUUGGACAUAUUAGCAGUGCAACACAAGUCCAAAUACUGUGGUGUAAAAAAGUCAGUCUUAAUUCUUUGUGUGACCUGCAGAAAAGUGGAAUCAAAGAAGCAGGGAUGAGGAGUCAUGAUCAGACUCCUCAUGCCCUUUUUUCCUAGAUGCUACAUUUCAAUCGCAGCUGAAAAGGGUGGAUUUUGAAUCCGUGUGUGAAAAGUGGCGUGUUAAGGAAUAAUCGUGGAACAAUGACAACAGAGAUGCAAGAAUGUUGUGUUCUUUAAGGUUUUCGUGACAUUUCGUCAUUCAUUCCUUGAUGCGUCUGCAGUCAGUGGGACAUGUGUAGAGGUACCAGGGCUGUUUGUUAUGGAGAUACAUGCAGUAUGAUGUGGAAGGACAGGCAGAGAGGCAGGAUGGUUGGAAAAUGCCAUUCUUUAGAUACGCCCACUCGUGCAGCGGGAGCUCAUCCCUGCAGAUGCACCAGGGAGCACAGACAAGCUGAACAGCUCAAGUCACAGGAUCUUUAAAGUUUAACCGGCUCUGCAGAACAGCGCUAAGAGCGGUGUUUUCUGGCAGAGACAUGGCAGCGCCGAGGUGUGAAGCUUUGUUCUUUUUAGCUGCCUUCCUGCUGGUGUCUUGCAGCGCCUCGCCCAGUGACAUCCUCUAUCAGGUUUUUGAGGAACGACCGCCCAACACGAUGAUUGGCAGCCUGGCGACAGACCAGGGCCUGCCCAAUGCCGGUCAUCUCUAUAAGCUGGAGGUGGGUGCGCCGUACCUGAGGGUCGACGGCUCGACCGGUGACAUCUACACCACCGAGAUCCCCAUCGAUCGUGAGACGCUGAGAGACUGCCGCAACCUGUUCGAGGGCGACAAAUGCUACCUGGAGUUUGAGGUGUCGAUCACUGACAUGGUGAAGGGUAUCGGCAAUGGGCCGCGGCUCAUUGAAGGUCGCAUCGAGGUCCUGGACAUAAAUGACAACACUCCACAGUUCUCCUCGCCUAUCCUGACUCUGUCCAUUCCCGAGAACACGCACAUCGGCGCCCUCUUCUCCAUCCCCAUGGCCACUGACAGAGACUCGGGGAGCAACGGCGUGGCAGAUUACUCUCUGAGCAGUAGCACCGGAUUAGGCGCUGACCAGCUCUUCAGCCUGCAGGUCGCCGUGGACGCAGAGGAGAAGCUGCCGCAGCUGGUCGUGAUGGGCAACUUAGAUCGUGAGAUAAAGGACUCGUAUGACCUGAACAUUAGGGUACAGGAUGGCGGGAAGCCUUCGAGGGCCAGCAGCGCUCUGCUGAGAGUUACGGUGACCGACCAGAACGACUGCACUCCGAAGUUUGAGAAAAGUCACUACGAAGCUGACCUACCAGAAAACAGUCCACCGGGACACUCUGUACUGCAGGUCAAAGCCAACGACGCAGACACUGGCCUCAAUGGAGAGAUAGACUACAGCCUCCAUCAAGCAUCAGAAUCUGUCCAAAGGCUUCUGCGCAUUGACCGCGCAACAGGCAUCGUCUACGUCAAAGGUCUUGUGGACAGAGAAGAAGAAAACUUUCUCAAGUUCUUUGUGGUGGCAAGAGAUCGUGGACCCAAUUCCAAGAGUUCCAAGGUCCUUGUGACCGUACACGUCAAGGACCAAAAUGACAAUGCACCAGCCAUUGAGAUCCGUGGUAUUGGCUUGGUAACACAUCAUGAUGGUGUGGCCAACAUUUCUGAGGACAUGCCUAUUGGUACACCAGUGGCACUGGUCCAGGUGUCAGACCGUGAUGAGGGGGAAAAUGCUGUGGUGACAUGUGUUGUUGCUGGUGAUGUUCCAUUUCAGCUUCGUCCUGCAAGUGAGUCAGCCAACGAUCGGAAGAGAAAAUACUUCCUGCAGACAACAACCCUGCUGGAUUAUGAGCGUAUUAAGGAUUACAGGAUUGAAAUAGUCGCUGUGGAUUCUGGAAACCCAGCUUUGUCCAGCACUAACGCUCUCAAAGUCCAGGUUACAGAUAUUAAUGAUAAUGCACCAAACUUUUCUCCUUCAACUGUUGAGGUAGACUUUGCAGAAGGCAACCAGCCAGGAGACAAAGUUCUAGACAUUGUGGCGACAGAUGCAGACAGCGGCACAAACGCAGAGUUGUUCUAUACCAUCACUGAUUCAACAGCCAAAAGGCUCUUUAAAAUUAAUUCCAGCACUGGAGAAGUUCGUGUGAAUCACUCAUUGGAUCGGGAAGAAAAAGAGCGUUAUGAAUUCCGUGUAACUGCAGCAGACAAGGGUGUGCCUAGUAAAACCGGCACUGCCACGGUGGUGGUAAAUGUUCUAGAUUGCAAUGACAAUGACCCAAAGUUUACACUGAAUGGCUAUAGCUUCUCUGUCAUAGAGAACAUGCCUCCACUCAAUCCUGUUGGUGUAGUGACAGUCAAUGAUGCAGAUAAGGAUGAGAAUUCCCAAGUCAGGCUGUUUGUGGAACAGGACAAUGGCAUGUUUGUCAUCCAGAAUGGCACAGGAACCAUCCUGUCAAGCAUCUCCUUCGACCGUGAAAAGAAGAGCACCUACACAUUUCAACUAAAGGCUGUGGAUGGUGGUAACCCGCCUCGAUCCUCCUAUGUGGGUGUGACCAUCAAUGUGUUGGAUGAAAAUGAUAAUGCCCCAUAUGUUACCAGGCCGUCUAACUCGUCCUUUGUACACCUACCGGUUGGGACACGACCAAACACACACGUGGAGGUGGUAAAAGCUGAGGACAUUGAUGCUGGACUCAAUGCUGAGCUAGAGUAUACCAUCAUAGGUGGAAAUCCAUAUGAUCUGUUCCAAAUAUCUACCAAUGAUGGGGAAAUCACAGCAGCACAAGAAUUAACCCCGAAGUACAAUGGGCUACAUCGGCUGGUAGUGAAGGUUGUUGAUAAGGGAAAACCUCCUCGUAACACCAUUGCACUAGUUCAUGUUUUUGUAAAUGAAACAAAAUCAAAUGUCUCCCUCAUUGAAGCGCUGGUUGGACACAGCCUCUACACCCCUUUGGACAGGGACAUUGCCGGAGAUCCCAACUAUGCCUAUUCUCAGCAAAGCAAUAUUCUGUACGGCAGUCUUGCCGGUUUUGCUGUUGUCAUUUUAGUUAUAGUUGCCGUGGUCCUCAUCAGACGCUGGGUACAGAAGGAUACCAAGAGUGGUUACCAGGCUGGCAAGAAGGAGAGUAAGGACCUGUAUGCCCCAAAGCAGGGCCCUAAAAAUGGCAAAGGGAAAAAGAGCAAAAAGGGGAAGGCUCCAAAACCAGCUAAGACAGGAGAAGAUGAUGAGGACGCCAGUCUACAAAAAGGCCUCAAAUUCAACUUAAUCAAUGAGAAUGUCAAUGACAGUCCCAGAAUCCACCUGCCCCUUAACUAUCCACCAGGGAGCCCUGAUCUGGGGCGCCACUACCGCUCCAACUCCCCACUACCAUCCAUCCAGCUGCAGCCACAGUCACCGUCUGCCUCCAAGAAGCACCAGGCUGUUCAGGACCUCCCUGCCACCAACACCUUCGUGGGGACGGGCGACAACAACUCUACUGGCUCCGACCAAUAUUCGGAUUACAGCUACAAGGCCAACCCACCCAAAUACAGCAACAAACAGCUGCCCCACCGUCGAGUGACCUUCUCUACGGCCAAUCAGGCGCAGGAUCUGCAGGACGCAUCCCAGCACAGCUAUUACGACAGCGGCUUGGAGGAGUCGGAGACCCCCAGCUCCAAGUCAUCAUCGGGGCCGCGGAUCGGGCCUCUGGCUCUGCCGGAGGACCACUACGAGCGGACCACACCUGACGGCAGCAUUGGCGAGAUGGAGCACCCGGAGAACGAUCUCAGGCCUCUUCCCGACGUGGCAAUGACCGGUAAAUGCACCCGGGAGUGCACCGAGUUUGGCCACUCUGACUCCUGCUGGAUGCCCGGCCAGCCUUCUCCCAACCGCAAGGUAUCCAAGAAUGCCCCCAAGCUCUCCACCUUCGUGCCUUACCAAGAGAUGGACGGGCAGGAGCAGCUGAUGGCCAACGGCAGCCCCAAGCCCCUGCCGAUGGAGGAGCGUGGACCAGGUGGUGGCGGUGGUGGCAGCAGCUCCAAAGUGGCCAACAUGCGUUUCAUGACACCCUACAGCAGUGCCUACCCCAGUGGCGGAGAUUCAUCCAGUAAAGACUGUGGCAUGGAGGAGAUCCCGCUGAGCCAGGCGGUGGAGUACCACUCAGCUACCACUCCAACCGGCCAAACCUCCAAGAGGGAGAUCUACCUGUGAGGGCACAGCUCUCCACCUUAAAACCCACACUCAUCGCCCAGCGCUCCCCAUCGCCCAGCUGCUCGCCACCACCUGUCGCACCCCCUCACAGCUGCCCCCUGUGCCUAUAACUUGCUGUGCCACAGCACCUACUCCCCCUUUUACCUUUUUUAUAAAUGCAUCUACCUACAAGGCUUUAGCCCCCUCCACCUCUACCCACAGACAUCCCCACCCCCUGCAAAAACCAAUCACAUGUAAAAUAGAAGAAAUUCAAAAUCAAUUAAUGAAAAUGCGGCUUGAGCUGCUUUGGAAGGAAUGUAAACUACACCACAUUGUUGUGAUAAUUUAAAUGGGAAACUAUUUAGCUACUCACAUUUUUCAGCUGGAUUUUUUGUGUUGCUUUAGCUUUGUUGCUGUGUGGGACCGGAAAACGGAAAAAAACAAAAAACAAACCUUCCGGGGGGUGAAGGGAAAUAACUUCUUGUAAAUCCUACUUAAGUAUACUGUGUAUUGCUAUCUAUCCUCAUUUUCUUUUUUUGGAUUUACUUUUCUUUCUAGUUUUUCUCUGUCACCUUCGAAGACACAGGGAAAUAUUAUGUUUUUAAGCCAAGUUGCAUCAAAUCAACUGGCUUAUUUUUGUCAGGAGCAGCUCAUCGUUAACGUGAGACAUUUGUAGAAAGACAGCUGUUUUCCAAUCUUGAGAUAUUUAGGGUUUCUUUUCUUUAUUUUGCUGUGGAGAAGUCUUUUUUUCAUUGUACAGGCUGUAAAUAUUACAAACAGUGACAGUGGAAACUGCUGUGGCAGAGCGGAUCCGUGGCCGUUAAUCUUUCUGCAGCUCUUCAUGUAACACUGGACUGAAAAUGGUUGCAUGUAGAGAGAAAUGAUGCCGUGGCAUUCGCCGUCACACUGCAGGAACCUGGACUCUUGAGCAUCACCAACGGUGCCGAGUUACAAACACAAGACUUUUUAAUCAUUUUUCCUCUGCUGUCCAACACUGGAACACGGUGGAAUUUACGUUAACGAGGAAGCAGAAACAUUAGAGGCGCACCGAUACAACUUCAUACAGAACUGAAGGAAACCUAAGUGCUUCUUUCAGAGUCUCAGAAUCUAAGAAGCGAUUAUAUUAUUCAUGCUGUUGUCAGUAGUAUACCAUAAUAUGAUAAACUUAAACAUGAAUGUUACAGAAGGGUAUCCAAAAAUAGUCAAAUGACGGUUUUCUUGCAUCAAACUGAUCAUUUUUCUUUCUGGCAUCGAAUUAUCUUCGAUGCCAUGAUACAGUCACAUGUGAGAGACCUAAAAGUUUAAAGUGCUCAGCUUAAGGCAGCAUUGUUCAUCGUAAAGAAGAAAUGAUUACUCUGUUUAUUGUGCAGUUUCUGAUAACGGAUUGAUUACGAGCAUUUGCAUUAAUGAAGCCGAAAAGGUUAAAAAAAUUUUAAAAAAGCUUUUCAAAUUAGUUAGAGUUUCGGCUUCUCCAGUCUGAAGACUUCCUGCUUUUCUGUAUAUCAUUCUGAACUUAAGUGAGUAGCUUUUAGUUUGUCCAGUGGCUCCAGAUCUCACAGAUCUUUUGAGAUUAAAAUUUAUAAUCCAGUUGAUCCAAAUAAACAACUCAAUAAAGUGUUAAUGGAGAAUCGUCAUAGCUGUAGCUCUAGUCCGUGACAGCCUGUAAGCUUUUAUUUCAGACUCAAUAAAAAGUUUGUCUUGUGACAUCACAGGAAAGGUUUAGAAGGAAUUCAAAUACCAGGGUUCACACUCCAGGGAGCAGAACAUGACCUGUGCAUUGCAAUCUGUUGGAUCUCAACAUUUCUGAUGUUUGCAUCAUCCCCAAAGAACAUGAAUGUUCAGGCAUUAUUUCAUAAAAAUCUUCUUGUAGUUGUGAAUCAAACCAUAAUCAUCCUUGAGAUUCAUCCUCGGAAGACCAUGAAUAUCCACAGGGAGUGUAAUAUUGCUCUGUUUGCUACCACUUUAGGGUGCAGUAAUGGGUGAAUGAGGCUUGUAGUAUAAAGUGCUUUGAGUGCUCAAGGAGAGUAGAAAAGCACUUAAUAAGUAUGAGGCCAUUUACCAUUUUAAAGCGUGCAGGAAGCAUUACUGAUUUUAUUUGCUUCUUCAGAAGUGAUCAUCAUCAGCAUCACAUCCAUGUCGUACUUCUUACCACUGCUAGCUUGGAAGGCCACAACGUCGGGAGCUCACUUUUUGAAAGUAUUUGAAUAUAAUCUAAGAUUAAUGAUUUCCAAAAUCUUCACUUAAUCUUUCAAAGCUUAGCAGAGAGCGGAGAUGUUGUUCGCGAUGCCUAUUUUGUUUUUGGAGGCAGUCCCACAAGCACAAAGCAGCUGUAGGUUUCCUGAUGCUGACAGUCCACAGAGUGUUAUGGCUCCUUUAUCCUUUACAGCUGUGGUGGGCUUCAGUGUGCUUGUGGUGACUGUGGUGAAUGUUUCCCUGCUGUUUUUCGAGCUUGAAGGAAGAGCUCUCCAGUCUUUGUCGCCGCUCGUUAUUUCCCACCUCUUUACCUUCUCAGUGUGAGGCCGAGCCGUGCGGCGUUUAGCAGAAGUAUUUAUUAAACCUGUUAGCUGUGUGCAGCGGGGGAGGUGGCUGCCAUUUCCUGCAGUGCUGAAGUCGCAUAGGAAUGCAGGAUUAAUGACACCUGUACAGGCUCGAGUCCGCUAACACCCUCUCCGCACAGCACAGCACAGCACAGAAACUCUAAUUACAACCCGAGGCUUGGCAUAUUACCGGCAAUAAUUUGCACCAGUAAAAGUGAGCUGGUUUGGAAGUUCAUUCAUUCUGAGGCUCAUGUUAAUGGCUGCUGAGGAUAAUGUGAGAUUUCACCUGUAGUGAUGCACGCCAGCUGGGAGUGGAUGGAUGAAAGGAAAGGCACAGUGAGAGAGUGUGCUGCAAAAAAAUCUCCCGAACAAGUCAUUUAGUCUCACACUGAACUGGAAAGUCAUAAAAUAAAGCAAAAACUGUGGUGAGAUUAUUUUCAUCGGCGUCCAUCCCUACCUGGGAUUUACCUGACAGCUUCUCAGGCAACUGAUUAAAACAUUUACAUUUACUCUGAUGUAUAUUUUCAUGAAGGCUUGUAUAACUCCAACCUAGAAUCAAGGUCAGAUGUUGAGUUUUAUUGAAGAGCCAUUUCAGAACAUGCACAUAUUCACCCAUAGAACUACUUCCAGCAAAGUACAACUGAUGGCUGAAAUUAAGCAACAUAUUUUCAGAAUUUACAAGAAAGUCGUUCAAUUUUGUUCACUUUUCUCAAGGCCCUCUCUUUAAUUUUUAUUCUCUUUUAUUCAUGUCCCCAUAUAAAACUACUACCCAUAAACGCAGACAGUAAGAUAGGCAUUAACCAGUCCAUGUGUGAUUGUCAGCUGCAUCAGAAGAAUCCACAGUCUGUGAGACUCUCGGCUAAUAGAAGCAUGGCCGCCUCUGUUUGUGUCACCAGAGAGAUAAUCACAUAACACAAAAACUCUGCUUUGCAUUUAGUCUGAACACAGCAUAACAUGCACCUUUUUCUUUUUGCAUUUUUGGGCCUGGAGAAGAAAUAGUAAUGCACAUCUACUAGGUGUCCAUAAUUAGAAAUUUCAAAUUAUAAAUCCCUUUGCCUUAACAGCUUCAUCAAAUUAAGACUGUACAGAGAAUAUAACUCUUCAUGUCUUCUAAUAAUUGUUGAAAGGCGCUACAAAAUCUGGUAAUGUUGCAAAGACUGGUUAAAAUGAAAAGUGGAUGUGCAGACUCUGCAUCCAAAAAAACUGAUUUUGAUCUGUAAUCUGAAUACCAGCAGAUCUGCCUGACCCACUCGAUUCUGGAAGGAGACAGAUGUACCUUUGGGCUUCCGUCAGGAAGGGCGUUCAGCAUUAAAAAAAUCUAACAAAUGAAACGUGCGGAGCUGCUCACUGUGACGAGCCAUUGGGAAAAAGAGAACAGCUGACAGUAGCUUUAUCCACAGAUUUGUCAGUCCAUCAAUUAAAAAAGAAAAUGUUCAUUUUAAUUAAAAAAAACCUCUUCAGUUAAUCCUACACAUAUAUGGGACUUAUACAUGACAGAUAUUAAAUUCUGCUAGAAAGUGAAUCUGCCUCAUGUUGUCAUUUCCAGAACUGCUCCUUUCCAGAAAAAGGCAACAGAUUUGUGACUGUCUCACUCACACGAGCACAAAAGUCUUGAUGAGCCUAAAUGACUAGUCAUUAAUGUUUUACAGCAUGUGACAUGAACAUCCUUUUCUCACAAUCAAAGAGGGAACAUCAAAGCGAUGCCAACAAGCUGAGCUGCCAGCGAAGAAAACACGGCAAAUUGGGGCUAUCGGAAGGGUCACGCAGAGGUCGUGUUAUUGUUCUAUUAGGCAAACAGUCGCCUUCACCAAGAGUUUCACAGUGAUUCAUGGCGCUGCCUUUUUGCUGUUGUUUUUGAUGCAUAAUUGCUUCUUAUUUUAGCAUUUAGCAUUUGGUGUAUUGAAGCUCUCCGUGUGGGCUGUGUAUGGUUCAAAGCGAGGUUUCUCCGUUGCCUCGACAAUAUUUGAUUUUUGAUUGAUGCAUCUCCCUCUUAAGAACCUGCACACACGGUCAUUGUGUUCUGCAUAUAAGUCAGCCAUCAUUCAGCCACCAUUCAGUCCCCACUGUGACACAGAUUUAGAGUUCAUAGGCCCCAGCGCCGCUCCUCGCCUUCCCCGUUCUUCCUCGGGUGAUUUAAAGCUCAGAGUUCGGAUUGAUUAUUUACAGGCCAACCUUAGAGGCCCAUGUUGACUUUCCUCCUUCCUUUUCCCCUUGCCACGCUUCAAAUUCAGCGUGAGUGAGUAAUUAUAUUAUUUUCUGUGAUGCUUACCCACAGCCUGGAUGGGCGAUAAACUCCCAAGUGCCCGACGUCUUAUGCUGUGCACGGCAAAGAUAGGGGAGAGGGGGAGAGGUCAUAUAGCAUCGGUAUGACCUCAGCUCUUUCGCAGCAAUUAACCCCAGACAAAGAAAAAUGAACCCUGGUAAUACCUGAUGACCUUUGGUGAACUCUGCUGUCGCUGUUUGCUCUUUAGGCCUCCCGUAGUUUUGCUUGUGCAUUAAAGCAAACGCGGGUACUGCUGGCAUGUUUGCACAGUCACAUCAGGCUUAUGAUGCUUAAUACAGGCAUGAAGAAAUGUGUCAGGGCUUGAGCGUUCCUAUAUUAGAGGUCCAAAAGUACGUGGACACGUAAAUGUUCGCGUCUUAUUGUUAAACAUGUGGUUACAAUAACAACCUCUGGAGCUGAAAAAUGAAGCAAAGUGUGAACUGUCAGAACUCCCAUGUUUACUGCAGCCUUGUGGACAACGUCCUCCAGUUCUAGGGUGAAUUAUAAUUACUAUUAUUAUCAUCAUUAUUUUAAUAUUAUUAUCAUUUUAAAUUCAUAUGGGUGUGUGGCCACUUUGAUUGACCAAAUUAGCCAUUCAGUACCGGCUUGUCCUCACCUUUGUUAAUCUGAGUCGCUAAACUGGACUUCUCAAUUGUAGUUGUGCUGUCGGUGUACUUUGAGCAUUUCUAAUGUGCUUACUGGACAAAUGAAAUAGCUUACAUUGCGAUACAGCCCAUACAAGAAGACUUUGCUUCCACUGUGAUGUAUGAAUUUCAGUAUUUCAUUUGUAUCUCAGCAGAUGAGUGGGUCUGUGUGUUGAGGUGGAGUGCUAAGUAAUCAGCUUACUAUGAUGCUUCAAAAUGUGGAGCCCACAGCCAAUGGGAGAGGUCAUGGUGGCUACAUCCAUCCAUAUACAGUCGAUUACAUCAUCAUGGGUACCAGCAGAUUUUGGAACCCAGUAACAGAAAUUUGCAGUUGUUUGGUAACAAAGCCUGUCAUGUGGUCCAGCUUAUCCCAAAGGUGUGAGCUGUGGUUGCGGUCAGGCUCAGGUUACGGCAGAGUGGGAAAACCAUUUUGAGAAAAUCUUUCUUCUUAUGUUCUUUUUUCAAGUAAAGCACAGAGUCAAACUAUGAAGUUCAAAAAAAUCUGAAAAAAAAUGUUGAUUAGUUCAGAUACAACCAGCCAUAUCAUAUACGGAACAGUCAUUUCAGACUUUUUUGCAAUGUUAGGUAAAAACCCCACGUCAAAAGGAGAACCAGCAAGAACUUGGCAACAGUCAGUGUUGGGUGGAACACAUUGCUGUAAUCACAUUACAUCUUUCAGUAAUGCAGAAAUUAAAUGUGGGUGUAUGCAGACUCCAGCCCAGCAGCCAGAGACUGAACGUCAGCAGGUAACAGAGGCAGUGAUGAGCAGUCAGGGUUACACCUCAGUUUCUACCUGUUCAUGUUUCUAAACUAGAAUCAUUGUGGCGAUGGCUUUGAAGUCUCUUUUCCAUCUUUGCUUUGUGCUGUGUUCAUAUGUAAAUACUGAAGGAUCGUAUAUCCUCAUCAGGAAUAAGGAUUUAUGUUGGUGUGUGGGACUGUAGCGUGAGGUUUACAUUAACUGGUGAUUAUGAGACAAUGUGUUUCAGAUACGCCUGCAUAGUAACAAGAAAUUAAUAAAUGAGUAGUGUAACAAAUUACUUUCUCUGGUGAGCAUACUGCAUUACUUUUAAGAAACAUGACAAGUAAUGUGUAAUGCAUUACUUUUUUUUAAGUAAAACAGGGUUCCAGUGAGGAAGGAGAAAUUCUUUUUACUAUAAAGACCCCUGAGCCAACAGAGCCAGGCUCAGGGAAAGGCAGCCAUCUGGGCCUACAGCAGCAUAACUAAGGGAGGGUUUAGGGUCACCUAAUCCAGCUUUAUUAAAAAGGGAUGAUAAUCUGAGGCUAAUAUUAAAAGUAGACACAGAUUUUUAUUUAUUUAUUUAUUUUUUGGAGGGGGGGCACGAUCUAAAACAUUGCAUGACCAUAAGUGUUUGGUGUCUCAAACAAGCACUUCCUGCUCCCUGGUGGAACACGUGAACCCCAAAAUCCACCACCACCCAUCAGCCCCUAGCAGAACACAGGUGUCUCUGCAUGCAGUGCACUCACAUCCUGCUGCUUUUAAAUAGAGGGAGCUUUCCAGUUACAGAAAAAGAGUAUAUCUGUGUUUAUUUCUGAUUCUGCCAAAGUAUAGAAUAUUAGAUAUUCCAGAAUAAAUAUAGAUGAUAAAAAUAUUCAGCUGGGCCUGAGAGAAAGAAAUAAAACAGCAAUUUAAUGUAUAAUCUUUUUAUGGAGCUUGAGUCAGCUGCAGUUCGUCCUUUCAGUCAGCAAACACAGACAUGAGGAGCUUUAUAAAAAAAUCUGAUGCGUUAUCAAAUAUAAGCAUCUCUAAGGGAAAGGAUAUUGAUCAGAAACUGUAUUUGACAUUCAUAGCUGAGUGCAACUUAAUGCAUAUGUAUCUACAGUUUUCUUUCCUUUUUCCGCCUUCAUACUUCUGUGCAGCUUUUACUAAUAAAACGCAGCAAGUUUACCUCUCAAAAUCAUUCGUGAAAACUGUUUUAGGAUUAAAACGCAGACCUUAAAUUAAAAAUGUGCUUUUUGCCAUUUCAAAAUGUUUUACCACCAAAACAAAAAAACAUUGGUUUACCCUUGAUGUAUUAUUAACAGCUAAAGUGCCCUACCAUAGUUUGCUUCUGAAACACUUUAUAGACUGAUUCAUGACUCCAACACAUAAACAUCUCCCAGGAACGGUUUAUUUUUAAAAUACACAUUGGUUUACUACUGACAGGCAUUAUUUAUGUAUGAAAUCCACAGCUGUACUUAACAGUGGAGAAAAGUUUGCUUUCCUAAAACGCAGACUGUCUCAAGUCGUCAGACUCUUAAAGCUGAACUUAUUUAUAGUCAUUGCUUAACAAUGACACGAGUCGUUGUGACAUACCUUUGACAUACACGUGUUACCAACUCUCGAGCCUUACUCAUGGGUUGUUUUGGCGCUCUCACCUGAAGCUUAAAUUCACUUUAAAGAAGCAAAAAAGAAGCAAUCUAAUCUUCCAAGGCUAAGAUAAAGAAGGAUUAUGUUGAACUCUAAAUCAUGAAAAGUCACUCAAAUUUCAACACAAAGAUCAAUGGAUAAGCAACAACCAGCUCUUAAGUGGAUGCUGUUGCUUUGUACAACAGUCCAGAGUUGUUCAUUAGAUCAGCUUUAGGAGAGUACAGUUUGAGACGCAGUCUGUAGUUCCUACUUUUAAAACAUUUUCAUGAACAGCCCUGAUCCAGCUGUGAAACUCUGGUGGUCCCUUUAUGGAUCACGUCUAUAUCUGUGAGUUCAGCUGAACGGUGGAUUUUACAGUUUGAACAAAAGGUGAAUGUUUUUGGUUUGCGAGUUACUCGGUUUUGCAAAAGGUUCACUUUGUUCUAACACACAACGGGAUUGAUUUAAUUCAGCAUUUUUCCCUCCUCGGGCUGACUCUGUCAGCGGUGUCGUGAGUCUGUCGGUAACAUAACGACUCAGUGAAUUCAUCUUUCCUCUCUCUUUCUUCUGUCCACUUAUAUUUAGACCGGAACCACUUUGUGGCUCUCGUGUAAUCAGUGUUUUUAUAUCUGGGGCGUUUGCAUUGAUAAUUGUGUUUAAGUCACAGAAAUAAACGGCAGCUUUCAAAGGGAAACAAGAGACCUCUGUUUAUUUUUGAAAUUCUUCAUAACUGCCACAUCUCUGCUUUGCCUGAUCUAUUUAAGGGUCAGUUUUACGCUCAAUGUUGACUUUUGUAAACAACUUUAAAGAGGCUGAACUAAGUGUACUUGAACCGUCAUGACUUUUACCACUUUGAGCACCAGAAGCCUGGGUCCUACAUUGAAUAUUACUGCAUCAGACUCUAAACUCAUGUUUGAGGUUUAGUUAUUAUUUUUGAUGAAAAGACCAUUUGGCCACCAUUUGAACGCCAUUGUCACCAUGCUAAUUUGAUUUGCGUGACGGUAACCGGUGGAUUCUUUGACUUGCACUUCUGGUGUGCAGAAGUCUACAGAAUAAAGGCGGGCGAUCACAUGAGAGCUGCAGACGAGUUCCACAUGAAAUCACGUGAUAGACUUUGGAGUGGCUUGCUGUUUUUUGGUUGUGUAUUAUACUGAGGCUGGAGUCUCCGCAGUCGAAGCUUCAGCUGAGCAUGAAACAAACCAACUUUAUAAAUAUUAUACAUUUUUGUUGUUGUCACAGUUGUUUUAUCAAUGUUAUGGAAUCAACACUGCUAUAGACAUACUGUAUGAAUAUAAUUGGUUGUUGCUGUUUUCUUACCAGACGCGGCAUGUAAAUGAUGAUGAUGAUAUCUGUUUUCUGAGCAGGCAGACUGGACUCUGUGUUUUCUAUUUCUUUACUCCAUCGUGACUGAAAGCCAGACCCGGCAAGCUGAAUGGAGAAUGUGAAAGUUUAGUUAUUUUGCGAUUACACAAUCAAUAAAAUUAAAUGUUGAUUUCCCAAAACAUAAAACAGUUGAUCUCGACAAUAAGACGAGAGCCACGUCUUGGUUUGCGUGAAAUGGAUCUUUGUCGACGGUGCCUGCAGACACCUUUACCAUUAUGCGAUCUCUUUGGGUGAUGCAACAAAAAAAGGGGAAGAAUACAAAAUUACAGAAUCACGUACUUAUCUCACGUAACUACGUCGAUUUUUCUGGUAAUGAUGAGCAAAGGAUGUGACAUCUGGAGAGAAACUAAAGUAAACAGAAUUUCUUGGAGCUCCUAAAGUGCUAAUCUGUGCUUUUUAUGUGUUAUUUUGUGUGCUGAAAUUAAAAGGACUUUAAGGGCUCCAUUAAAAUUCUUUGAAGAAAGGAAUUAAUCAGUUUAUAAUCACUUCUUUUGAUGUCAUUUAUUUAUCUCCCAGAGAUAUCUGAUGGUUACAAAAAGAAGAAAAAGAGAAGAAAUCGGGACCGCAAAUCAGCCAAAUCAGUGAAAAAAUAACUACAAGGUUAUCAUCAUCACACAAAGUGAUGUUAGUGGAGAUAACUAUUGUAUAAGGGGUUUUUUGUUGUUGUUGUUUUUCUUUUUUCUUUUUUUUUGAGAAAGGCAAAGUUAUUUAUUUGAGAUGUGGUUGUGAGAAUUUUUUAGGGUCCUAAAAUUAUUUUGUUGUAACCUUGGAGGUAAAAAUCCCAGAAAACAAAUUCUAAACGGUGGCAUUGGGCUUCCUUGUGUGAAGAAUGUUGUAAAGAUUCAUAUUGUUUUAGAAGAGAAGAAAACAGCAGGACAGAACCGCCGAAUCACUUUUCGUCUUUACAGGAAGUCCACGUUUGUAGCCUAAUUGUUGGUUGGUUAUAUUUAUAUAGGAAAAAUGCUAGUGAUGCCUUGUUUUUUGUACAGUUUUAUGUACAUGCAAGUGUAGGUUUUUAAAAAAAAAAAUGUCAAUAAAAAAUAUAUAUAUAUUCAAACAACAUGAAGGAAGUCUGACCUUGAACCUGUAGGAUUAUAUCGUCUCAAGUACCGUAGGCUCUAUUAAAUGUAGGAGUGAUGCGUCAGGCUCAGAGCGGAGGUUGGCAGUGCGCCUCCUCCAGUCACCCGUCUGCUUUACCGCUUUCUGUUCUCUCAUGUUCAUCUCAGCCGAGUCUUAAGACAAACUGUACAUGAAUUUUUGUUGUUUUCAGUCUUUUAAUUUUCUUGGAGGAAGUUGGGUAAUGUGUUUGUUUGAGCCUCAUCUGUUCUCUUUUGAUCAACAUUCGCAUGUUUGAAUUUGAAAAAAAAAAUGUGGUCUUUUAUUUUUGCUGAGCAAAUCAAAGAAAUGAUAUCUUGUAAUUACUCCUUCCUUAUAGCUUUACAAUAAAAUACAUCAGUC